CCUGCUGCCCCCAGCUCGGGCGUCGCCACAGUCUCCUCCCGCUCGGAUACUGGUCCCGUGAGCCACCCUCGGGGGAGCGGGAGCGGGGUUCGGGCUGCGCACCCUUUCCGCGGACCGGUAAACUCUCUCCGAACUAGGUGUUGGGGGAUGUCCCGGGGGCCAGAUCUUCCCUCCUCCCUCCCUAGCCUUCCCCCGGACGCCCACAGGGCGCGGGGAGGGGAGUGGUGAGCAGCAGCCGAGCGUGACUGCGUCUGGGUCCCAAGCAGCCGGGCUCGGGCGCCCGCUGGGGUCCGCGGCCCGCCUCCCGCCCACGUGGCCGGCCAGGCCUCUCCGCCCCCCGCCCCGCCCCGCCCCGGGGAGCCGCCCCCGUAGCUGCCGCUGCCACCAGCGUAGCCGCGGUGCGCUCUGCAGCCCCGCCAGUCGAACCCGUGCUGGGCGCCGAGAAAGAAGGCCUGGAUCUGCCACACAGUGUCUAUGGACAGUUCCAGAGUAAUGAAUCAGUGUGUCUUCAGAGGAAUGGAAGAAAACAAGGAAAGGCCUAAACGGCAGCGGCAAAACAACUUUCCCAUGUUUCCGUCUCCUAAAGCCUGGAAUUUCAGAGGGCGAAAACGGAAGCAGAGUACCCAAGAUGAAGAUGCCGUUAGCCUUUGUAGUCUUGAUAUAAGUGAGCCUAGUAAUAAACGAGUCAAACCCCUCUCCAGAGUCACAUCCCUAGCAAACCUCAUCCCACCUGUGAAGGCCACGCCAUUAAAGCGCUUCAGCCAAACCCUGCAGCGCUCCAUUAGCUUCCGCAGCGAGAGCCGUCCCGACCUCCUCACCCCCCGACCCUGGUCCAGAAAUGCUGCCCCCUCGAGCACGAAACGGAGAGACAGCAAGCUGUGGAGUGAAACCUUCGACGUGUGCGUCAAUCAGAUGCUCACGUCCAAGGAAAUCAAACGUCAGGAGGCGAUCUUUGAGCUUUCUCAAGGAGAAGAAGAUUUAAUAGAGGACUUGAAAUUGGCAAAAAAGGCCUAUCAUGACCCCAUGCUGAAACUGUCCAUAAUGACAGAACAAGAGUUGAAUCAAAUUUUUGGAACACUGGACUCCCUGAUUCCUCUACAUGAAGACCUCCUUAGUCAGCUUCGAGAUGUCCGGAAGCCCGAUGGCUCGACUGAGCAUGUCGGUCCCAUCCUCGUGGGCUGGCUGCCUUGUCUCAGCUCCUACGACAGCUACUGCAGCAAUCAAGUAGCUGCUAAAGCUCUGCUGGAUCACAAAAAACAAGAUCACCGAGUCCAAGAUUUCCUACAGCGAUGUUUAGAAUCCCCCUUUAGCCGCAAAUUAGAUCUCUGGAAUUUCCUUGAUAUUCCAAGGAGCCGUCUGGUGAAAUACCCUCUGCUUCUUCGAGAAAUCUUGAGGCACACGCCAAAUGAUAAUCCGGAUCAGCAGCACCUGGAAGAAGCUAUAAACAUCAUUCAGGGAAUUGUGGCAGAAAUCAACACCAAGACUGGAGAAUCUGAAUGCCGCUAUUAUAAAGAGCGACUUCUUUACUUGGAAGAAGGCCAGAAAGACUCCCUGAUUGAUAGCUCAAGGGUGCUGUGUUGUCAUGGUGAACUGAAGAACAACCGGGGCGUGAAACUACAUGUUUUCCUGUUCCAAGAAGUACUUGUGAUCACUCGAGCCGUCACUCACAACGAGCAGCUCUGCUACCAGUUGUACCGGCAGCCCAUCCCCGUGAAGGACCUCCUGCUGGAAGACCUGCAGGAUGGAGAAGUGAGGCUGGGCGGCUCCCUGCGUGGGGCAUUCAGCAACAAUGAGAGAAUUAAAAACUUCUUCAGAGUAAGUUUCAAAAAUGGAUCCCAAAGUCAGACCCACUCACUACAAGCCAAUGACACGUUCAACAAACAGCAGUGGCUCAACUGUAUUCGUCAAGCCAAAGAAACAGUUCUGUGUGCUGCAGGGCAGGCUGGGGUACUUGACUCCGAGGGACCAUUCCUAGAUCCCACCACCGGGAGCAGGGAGCCACAGGGAGACACAAAACUUGAGCAGAUGGACCAAUCGGACAGUGAAUCAGAUUGUAGCAUGGACACAAGCGAGGUCAGCCUUGACUGUGAGCGCAUGGAGCAGACAGACUCUUCCUGUGGGAACAGCAGGCAUGUUGAAAGCAACGUGUGACAGAAGCGUGUACUUCCUGGAAGUAGCCCUGUGUCUUACCUGUACAGUAUUUGCAUUCCACACAUGGAACGGUUUGGAGAAGCACUUUUUAAUACAUAGUGACUGUGUUGACCCAGUCUCUUCCAUCUGUACUUUUUUGUCCCUAGUACUGUAACUGCCAACCUGUGUCAGCUGGAAUCUGUGGCACCUGUUACCCUGUAUUGUAUUUCACAAGUGUCUGGAUGGAUGGAGAAGUACUUGAACAAAUUACUUUCACUUGUCCUGCUGAAUUUUAAAAAAUAGAAAGAAAACAAUCUCUAAACUACAUGUUCCAUGUAGAUUACUUAAAGCGUCCUUCCAUGUUUCUCUAGAGCUUUUCUGGCUCUUCGACAGGGUAGCUGAAGGCAUAAAAUUUAAAGGGCCUUGCAAACAGGGCAUGAGAAAGUUACUUGUGUUUUGUGAUGGCAUUUGAAGGAGAACCGGGAAAGAUCAGUGUUUCAAGUUAAAUUGGUUCAAUGUCAUCCAACCAAAAAGCAUGAAAACAUCCCUCGGGAUUCUGAAGGUUUAAUUUUGCAAAGGAAGAAGCACUCUCUUGACCUUGCAAUUUCAUCCAGUACAAAUUUGAUGCAAUAAUCUAUUAGGACAUGAAAUAAAGUCUGACCUUAAAAGGAUCAGCACAAAAGCAGCUGUCAGCUCUGAAUCUUGAACUGAAGUGUGCGUUGCACCAAGAGGCCUCUGCCAUAGAUGCUGGCUGGCCUUAGCCAUUUCUAGCCUAAAAUAUCAGGAUAGAACUCAAAGGGCCUGGGAAAACCUGGCAGGAUAGCAAAAAGGCCCGUCUUUGCUUUGUUUCAUCUGCCUAGGCCUGCUCGUAUUUUAGAGCAUGAAUGAAGAAAUGAGGAAGAGACUGCCACUCAGUCAGUGACUGUUUACAGAAACAGGUGAGAAGAAGAAUUUGCAAGUGCUCCAUUGUGACCGUAUGUGGGAAGCAUUAAAAGCGAAAAGCAAGGUCCAUUGUCCUUCUGGGAAAAACCAGAGCCUUGGGUUUUCCUGCUCCACUUUUGGGUCAUCAUUUGCCAUCGCUGGCUCUGUGCUGGGAUCAGAAUCAUAAUUACAUUCUCCAGAGGCCGACUUAAUUAACUGUAUCAUUAAUUAGGAUCAGUUAGCCAAACUAGUAACCUCUUUGUCCAGCCUUGAUUUACAAUGCACGGUGAGUCACAGACCUUUAAAAAAGUUAACUGAAUGCACAGAAAAGCUCCCUGCGAGGGUAAAUGUUAAAGAUAACUUGUGCAAAAUUGUACCCACACCAGCACUAGUAGUAAUGAUUCUAAAUUAUUGCCAAAAAAAAAGUUUGUUUGUUUUUUUAAAUCUGUCUUUCAAGUUUACACAAAGGAAAGCAGUAAAUACUCUGUUGUCAGUUUAUUAUGUGUCUAUCAUGUGCAUUCAAAGAAGCUGUGUGACAAGAUUUAUCAAUGUAAAACAAGGUAUAGUACUUAUUUUUGAAAAAAAAAAAAUGUUGUGGUCAAUUUUAUCCUGUAAAACAUAUUUCUGUAUUUAUAGAUUUUAAACACAGUGAAUUUUUUUUUUCUAUUACAAGUUUAUUUAAAACUGCUUUGUUUCUCAAGUUGUUAUUGAUUUAGCGACUGAAUGAAUCUGCUGCAGACAGAAGCAGAGAGAAGCCGAGAAAAGUUGUUUGAUGGUGGGGAAAAGAAUGAAUCAUUCUUUGCAGGAGCCAUCAGCCACUUUGUCCAGCAUGUUGAGAAAAGAGGUCUGUCAAGGGCUGGCCAAUGAGAAGAAAGUCAGUGAAUGUUUCAUGAAAUGAAUGUUUUUGUAUAAUGGCCUUAAACUUUUCUGGAAGCAUUUCAAAUAAAUUACAUUAAAAAUGUCAUCUUCUUUGUAUAUAGUACUUGCCCUACAAACAUCAGACUUCAAUGAUCUUCUUGGGAUGUUCUUUCCAAAAUUUUUGCUUGUAUGCAAAUACACACA
Hippopotamus amphibius kiboko is the source of this 4113-nucleotide messenger RNA. It is a transcript of the gene ARHGEF3, whose product is annotated as Rho guanine nucleotide exchange factor 3. Gene Ontology annotation, biological process: positive regulation of Rho protein signal transduction; intracellular signal transduction. NCBI's taxonomy places the organism in Eukaryota, Metazoa, Chordata, Mammalia, Artiodactyla, Hippopotamidae. Gene Ontology annotation, molecular function: guanyl-nucleotide exchange factor activity. The transcript has 13 exons. The coding region runs from base 475 to 2151 and encodes 558 amino acids. The record is from RefSeq and is a predicted model, not a curated record.